Messenger RNA from Heterostelium album PN500, 13719 nucleotides. It is a transcript of the gene vps13D, whose product is annotated as vacuolar protein sorting-associated protein 13 family protein. Bases 1 to 13719 code for a protein of 4572 amino acids. Gene Ontology annotation, biological process: protein targeting to vacuole; protein retention in Golgi apparatus. Gene Ontology annotation, cellular component: extrinsic component of membrane. The record is from RefSeq and is a predicted model, not a curated record. Lineage: Eukaryota; Evosea; Eumycetozoa; Acytosteliales; Acytosteliaceae. The transcript has 8 exons.
AUGGUGUUUGAAGGUGUGGUUGCAGAGGUUAUAGAUAGAUUCCUUGGUUCUUUUCUACAGGAGAUAACAAAGAAACAAUUAAAGAUUGGAUUGUUCAAUGGAAAUGCAGUUUUAAAGAAUAUAGAGGUUAAACCAGAGGCUUUUCAUGCAUUCGAUCUACCGGUUGGUGUUAAUCGUGGUGUUGUCGGUCGUCUUAUUAUAAAGGUACCUUGGAAAUCACUUAAAUCCGAAUCCGUAGUGAUACAUCUCCAAGACAUCUAUAUCCUGGCAUCAAAACAACAGAUUUCAUCAGAUACCAAUUCGAAUGACAGCGACGGUGAUAAAGAUUCAUCGACAUCUUCAGAUAAAUUCUUGAAAUUCCUAAAAUUGGAUAAACCAAAGGAUAAAGAUAAAGAAAAGGAGAAGGAAAAAGAAAAGGAAAUCGAAAAAGAAUUGGAAUUGGAAAAUGAAGAAAUAGAUAAUUCAGCAGUGACUGAAAAGGAAAAGAAAGAGAAAAAGAAGGAAUCAAGUUCAUUCAAGGAGAAAUUGAUCACAAAGAUUAUCAAUAAUCUACAGAUUGUAGUUGAGAAACUACAUAUUCGAUAUGAAGAUCAUUCGGUGGAGACUGGCGAUACGCUUGCUCUUGGACUGUGUUUGGACAGGCUGUUUGUACAAUCUACGGAUUUGGAGUGGAGUCCGACUUUCAUAGAUAGCAGCACUCCGAUGGGCGUGCUCAAUAAGCUGGCGGAAGUGUCGAAUAUCUCGGUGUAUUUGGAUCACAAAGUGGAAUCGCUUGCCAGCCUAUCGACGAAAGACUUGUCGGUUGCUCUGCGUGACUCGAUUCCAACAUCGAAAGAGUCGAAAGGACAUCAUAUGCUACUGGAUCCACUCAAUGCCAAUCUCAAGUUGAAGAUUCACCAGACUGGAUCGAUUCUCCAAAACAAUAUAUCGAAAAUCGAGAUUGAAACGAUCAUCGAUGAGAUUGGAUUCUCGAUGGAACCUCAGCAGUAUUCAUCGUUGUUGAGUAUCUUGGAGUCGCUCUCAGAGUUUGUCAAUGAGAUCAAAGAGGAGAAGAAGAAGAACACUUCGAAAUCUUCAUUUGAAACAUUGAUUAAAAAGACUGCCUCAAUAAGGCGAGAUAGAGAUAAGAAGAGAGAUUCAUUGGAAACAAGUGGUGGCAAUAACAGUAGUAAUGGUGGAAGUGGAAGUGGGAACGAGAUGGACGAGAAGCAGAGAGAGAAACAAGAGAAGAAGGAGAAAGAGCUGAAGAAGAAAGUGGAGAAAGAGAGACUGAGGAAGGAAAAGAAGGAAAAGAAACAAGAGAAGAAAGAAGCAGAGAAGAAGAAGAAGCUAGAUGAAAAGAGAUUGAAAAAGGCAGCUGCAUUAGCGGCAGCAGCAGCAGUAGCAACAAGUAGUGGAGGAAGUAGUAGUAAUUUGCUGUCGGUGCCGACACCAACGGCGACAUCCACAGAUCUCACAGAGACACCGACAGCUACUAGUGCUGCAGAUUUAACAGAUGAAGACGAUGACGACGAUGACGAUACUAUGGAUCUAGAUGACUACGAGAAGGAAGUAGUUAGUUUCGAUGUUGAUGAACUACCAUUGGAUUCAAACACCACCACCGGCGGUAGUAAUAGUAACAGUGUCAACACGAGCAAAGAGGAAAUGGAAUUUACAAAGCCAAGUAAAAGUGAACUUAAGAAACAACUAUACGAUACAAUUGGAUAUACAUCUCCUCCGCUACAACAGCAUUCAACCAAGUUGGAAGUUGCAGGAAAAGAGAUCAUUGUAAAUCUACAUGUUAAAACGAUACAUAUUAAAUUGUUGUCGGAUGACGAUAGAGAAGGUCCGUUAAUCUACGGUGAUAUCACAGGUAUCACUGUAUCGCUCUACAAAUACCUGGAGACUAUGCAUCUCGAGGCAACUCUCAAGUCACUCCGACUCUCUGGUCUGUGGGUGAAGAACGACCAAUUCCCAGAUAUGAUAUCCUCAGGAAUGACCGAAUCAUUCUUGAAUUUCAAAAUGAAAAUGAUAUCACCUCCAUCAUCAUCAUCAUCCUCACAGAAAUCUCUCAACUCCACAGCAACAUCGUCAUCAGCAUCAUCGGCAUCAUUACUUUCAGCGGCUGCUCUUGGUGGCACUGGUAGUCCGUCAACACCAGUGAAAAUACCAAAGAAGAUUUCAAUAGAUAUUCAAGUGGAACCUAUCUAUAUUGUUUUGAAUACAGCAGCCAUUCUAAAGUAUAUGACAUUGCUCACACCUUCACAUCAGAUUGAUUUAUCUGGUUUCUCGAGAGGACCACGUCCAGCCUCUGGAAAGUCAUCGGCAUCAUCACAAGUUGAAAUGAAUAUUUUAGCGAAACAACCAACACUCAUCAUCCCCAUCACUGCCAACCCUCAGAAUCCCAACUCCUCUGACAACUCUAUAUUCGUCAUCGAUCUAGGUACAACCAAACUAAGUACAACCAACCCAAAUCCAUCACCAAUAUCAUCACCAACAAUCGAACAGCAACAACAACAAUCAUCUAUAUAUUAUAUAAAUUUAGAUAAUGUUAAAUCAUAUCUUACAAAACCACCAUCACCAAAUAGCAAUAACAAUAGUAAUGAUUUACUAUCACAGUUCAAUCAAUAUGUUGCUCCACCUGAAGAUUCAACUUUUGGUUCACUUCAAACUCAACAACAACAAAAACAACAAUUGCUUGAAACCAGUGCAGAUCAACAGCCAUUGUUCAAUCCAACACAGAUAUGGGUGUUGAAAGAGGAAUCCAAUGGUAAACCGCUCUUUGACACAUCGUUCACGGUGGAGCUACACAAACGAAAGACAAACACUGCCAAUGUUCCGCGUAUCAAAUUGGUAGUGCGAUUCCCUGUUUUCAACUUUUAUUUCUCACCGUACACCUUCUUCCAGAUUCGUAUGUUCUCUCAUCUCCUAAUGAUUGAGAUUCAUCGUUUGGAACAAGCACUACUCCAAUCGUUUCAAUUCAAAAUCAGAGAACAAACAAUUAAAGAUAAAGAUAAAGACAAAGACAAGUCACCAAGAAACAUGGUUACCUCAACUCUAUCAUCUUUUUCACCUUUGAAAUCAACAUCUUCAACUUCAAAUCAAUCAUCACCACCACCAACCAUUACAACAACAAUGAAAUCAACACCUGUCAAAGUACAUCCAACCAAUGUUGAAUUGGAUGUACUAUUCGAACAUGCCAAUGUAUAUCUAACCAAUAUGGUUAAUAUUAAUUCAAAGAGUGAAGUAAUAUUAAAAGCCAACUUGGAAUCUAUAAAGGCAUCUAUUUUGGUUGGCGUCGAAAAGCCAAAAGUCGAUGGAACAUUCUCCAUUGAUCAACUGGAGAUAUUCAGACCAACAGAUACUUCAACACCUGUAAUUUCUUCUAUUCCAAACGAUGAAUCAGCUUCAGUCAAUUCAAUAAUUCUUGGUGAACUUAACAUUAUUAGAACUCCUGGUGAGAAAUCUAAAACAAUCAAUCUAUCACUACUCCUUAAUGCUUUGUAUUGUAAAAAUUUACAACCACAAGUCUUAGGAAAUAUAAUUGAAAUUAUACAAAUGAUUAUAUUGGUAAAUAGGAAAGUUACAAACACUGUAUCAAAAGGUAGAUCGAGUAGUAGUAGUAGUAGUUCAUCGGGUGAGAAUAAGAAGACUCUCAAUUUGAAAGCUUGUACCAAAGGAAUUAAGGGUAGUCUGGUCAAUUCCGGUGUGGAUUUAGUAAAGGUUGCCGAUAUCGAUUUCAAAGAGGUUGAGCUUACUCUUCUUCAAUCAAAGACCGUCAGACUACGCUUAGAGAUGCUGGUAGAGGGUUUCGAUAUCUAUUCACCCGAUCCUUCCAGACCGGAGCUACUGAAGUACAACAACAAGGUGAUUGGCAAUCUCGAUGAGAAUUCACUGCUUUCCACAUUUAAAUUCGAGGAAAGCGGUGAUAACAAGCUGAUUGAAGCACAGAUGUCCUCACUUCGGUUCGUCUUGACACCGUGGUUUGCAUCGCUUCUCAAUGAGUACGUUCUCGACGUGCUCCAAUAUCUACCGAGUCUGUUUAGCAAGGCGAUAUCGCUCAUUCCCAACUCACCGAACAACCGAUCAUCGACACCACGCGCAAGUAAAUCCAACAAGAAGAAACAACUGCGUUUCAACAUACAGUUGGAGUCACCUCAUAUCAUCGUCCCAAUUCCAAGUGACCAAGGUGGAGAGCUGCAAUUCUCACUUGGCAACAUUGAGAUGACCAACGAACAUCUCUUGCCAAUCCAACGAUUUUCAUUUAAGGUGAACGGAAUUGGAUUGAGAAAGAAACUUGUCGAUGAGGAAGAAGCUAGACCGAUGUUGGAGAAUUUCAAAGUCAAUUUGAUGAUGGAGAAGAUUUUGAAUAACAGCGAAUUGGUAAAGGCUAUCGAUACUCCCAAGUUAUCGUUAUCCAUUGUUCUGGGUGAUUUCCUACUUCGCCUGGAAAAAGGAGAUGCCAUCUCGCUGUUGGAUACAAUGUUUAGCAUGCUCCCAGUGAUCCAGAAUUUCAAAUCUGAAUUUUCAAACCUUAGAAAUUCAUUCAAAUCGAAACCAACAUCUCCCACCGCUACACAGCCUCUUAGCAAUAUUCAUACACAUCGGCGUGUAGCUACAUCGUCGCCACUAAGAAUAUCGAUGCAGUCACCACUUCGUUUCCUCCCAAAGAUUGGUGGUAGUGACACUAGUGGAACAAAUAGUGCAAUAUCAGCUGGAAACUCUCCGGUUUUCACAUCUGGAGGUAGCGGUGGUAGUGGUGAACAACAACAGUCACCUUUUGGAGGAAACAAGAAACUGGUACUUUCCAUUGAAGUUGGCGCAUUCAAACUUUUACUACCUGGCAUUGCUAUGUUGUUUAUGAUUGACGAUACUCAUGUCGCCAUAAAGAUGUUGUUCAAUGGCGAGAGUGAAUCGAAUAUCAUUGUUGGAAAAGUCAACCUGCUCUAUCAUCAUAUCGAUCCCAACGACAACAGUCCUUCACCCUUCGAAUCGAUGAAGAACAACAACAUGGAUGACUACAAUCAUUCCAAUCGUAGCAUUAGGAAGAUUAUCUCACUCAAGGAUACUAGUCAAGAUAACACCGUUGAGAUGUACUACACCUCUUCCAAGCCAAAGGAUCAAGUCAAUCCAACCACUGUCCAAGUGUCGCCAGAGAAGCGCAUUGACUUUGACUCGCAACUCCGAUUGAAUGUGCGAUGUGUUAUCAUAACCAUUGACUAUGAAUUCCUUGAAUCCUAUCUUCUCACGGUCUCACCAAUAUUGAAUGUCGUUUUCAAGUUGAAGCGUGAGAUGAUGGAACAAAAGUUGAGCGGAACCGGACAGUUCAAACCAAUGUUGCGAUCGGCUUCAAAGAAUAUCAAUUUCCGACAGUCCAAUCGUACACUCCACAAAGAGGAUUCCAUUGUUAUGCCAUUCAUUCAAGACAAACAAGCGCAAAUACAAGAUGACCUCACCAAACAACUUCUGAAAAAGAAAUCAAAGGAGCAGCAGAGAAUUCAGUUGAAUAUCACCAUUGAAAGUCCUCAGUUGAUUAUCACAAUGAAUCGAAACGAUGAACUACUUGUCGAUUUCGGAAAGAUUCAUCUCGAUAACCUGUUCUUCUUCAAGGAGGUCGAGAACAUUUCCAAUUCGAUUGCCUAUCAUUGUAUGGAGAUAGGACUGACACAGCUCUAUGCCCAAACCAUACAUCACGGUAACCUACAAGACCAAACCUAUCCACUCUUGAAAGACGUCAAUCUAUUGCUGCUCAUUGAUUUCGUAGUGGAUCCAACGCUGAUCCCCCUCGAGCAUUCACUUCCACAUCAACACAUGAAUGUCAGUUGCAAAUCGAUUGCAUUCAACCUGACGAAACUGGAUUACAACCUGCUGAUCAAUACAUCACUCCAAUACAUGUUGCUCUUCAAAACUCAACUCGAUCCAAUUAUCCAACAGAAGAAACGACAACCACGCAAACAACACUCCAACAAAGAGAAAACCAUUGCCAAGACAGUGGUGGAUAUCAACCUCAACGAGUUAAGUGUAUCAAUCUUUGGGGAGGAUCCAAACGAUCCCAUAGCAGCGUUGAUUAUCAACCAAGUAAACGCUAUGCUUUUCAAAUAUGGUCCAACAACUGAAAUAGAUGGAAAUAUCAGAUCGAUUCGUUUGAUGGAUGCUCGAGUUGGUUCUGGCUCUCACUUUAUCGAUCUCGUAUGCAGUAAGAACAUCACAACUUUCUCUGGUCCAACUGUCGAUGGUGGUGGACACCACCCUAUGAAGGAGAGCAAGUCAAACAUUGCAAUGCCAGUGGUCACAAUGCAUAUGGUAAUAGAUAAAACAGCUAAUUCCAUGGUGAUCUCAAGUACUCUCGAUCGUCUUCGUGUCUUUAUCUCACCUGGAAUAUUGUUUAUCAUGAUUGACUUUUUCAGUGAAGCAAUUACUAGUUCCAUGCCAAAUCAUCGUCGUCAUUUAGAGCAAUUGAAAUCAAACAACAACGACAAUAACAAUGUUACCAAUCAACAAGCUACUACAACAAAGAUAAAGAGAUCUAUCAAUGUUGAUGCCAAGAUAAAUAAGAUAAAGAUUCUCUUGGUUGAGAAUGUGAAGAAUCCCUACUCGAAUUUGGUGAUUGCUAAAUUCAGUGCGAAAACAUCGUUCCAAGAGACUCUGGGAUGCAAUCGUAUUGUUGCAAUGUCGAUGAAACAAUUCCAGGUGUUUUCAUUCCGUCAUUCUGUUGCCAAUAUUUCAAGUUCACGUGUUGCAUCCCUUAUUGACCCGGUUCACUCCAUCGACGUCGGACUGAAUAUUCUCACAGCCAAAGGACAGGGUGCGACAUCGACAGUCAUUGAAAUCGCGACAAAGAUCGACACUCUGAAUCUGUUCCUCUCGUAUCACGACAUUCUUUUGAUUGCCAGCAUCGCCAAUCAACUGCUCGGCGCCGUGCCACGUAUCAAAAAGAUAGAUUCCACUUCCAAGUUGAAAUCGAAUGCUCGUCGAAAACAAAAGAUUCCGCCAAACUUGAUGCUCUCUAUUGAUAUUCCACAGAUGGAGCUGACUCUGAUCAACGACCACAUGGAUCAGAACAUGCCGUUGUUAGACAUCAAUCUUUCCUCCAUAAAAAUGUCGCUACAAGGUGCCAAACCCAAGCUAUCACUUCAACUGGUUGCCAAAAUCAUGAUUGACUAUUUCAACAAUGAGAAAAUGGCAUUUGAACCGUUGAUUGAAAGCUGGGAGUUCCUGUUGCUCCUCAAGACUGGCGUGGCACCAAAGAUAACUUUGGACAUCAGUGCCAAACAAAUCCUAAACAUAAACAUCACCUAUGGACUACUCAAUACGCUUUUGACCACCUACAAUACUUUGGAAGACGAUGUUAAAGUUGCCAUUCCAACGAUUAUCAAUAGAUUCAAAGUACGUCAACAAUUGGACAACAAUGCCAGUCUUGGUUUCGAUUACACAGAUGGUGGAUCACCCGUUAACCAAUCUCUAGAUACUCUGUUGAAUCAUCUCGAUAUGUCAGAUUCCAAUAUACUGGUUAACAUUCCACCCAUUUCCAUUACGGAUGCAGCAGCUGCAGCCACACCCACCGCUACCACUCCAGCUGCUCAACAAACAACACCACCUCAACUGUUAACGCCAUCACCAAACUUUGGAAGUGGUGGAUCCAAUAGUUCACAAUGGCUGUCACCCAUUAUCGAAACACCCAACGCCAUUGGAUAUGCUGGUUCUUCAAACAUGCAAUCGCCAUUGCUACAGACCAUCUCCAUUAGAAAGUUGACUAGCUCGUUCCAUCCCUAUUGGAUUCUCAACAAAACCGGUAUCGACAUUGAAUAUCAUGUGUUGGAGAAUCUCAAUCUACAAGUGCAAUCGACAGAACCACUUGCUAAAGACACUAAGCAACCGAUUCUAAUGGAUUCGAAAUCACUGGUCAGGAGAACACGUGACUUCCGUAGCUACAAAGAAUCAUCGAGAGAUUUGGGCCCGUAUCUUGUUGUCCGUUUAAAUAGUAGAGCACCGCUAUCAACACCGAUUGCAAUCGGUAAGGUUGGAACUACCAUUUUGGUUGUCAAUAACAAACGGUUGGUGUUCAAUGUCGGUUGGAACGAAGACGGUUCCAAGCUAGUAACGAUUCGUUCACGUGUCUUGGUGAGAAAUUCAACGACACUCAAUGUCGAACUACGUAUCCUCUCGGAUACCAAUAAUUUGGUAACGGCACCGGUGAUAUUGUUCCCGAACGACGAGUAUCCAAUGCCAAUUCAAUAUCUCAAUAGCAACAAGAAGUUGUCGAUCCUUCCCAACUCUGACACCUCAGAGUAUCGACAUACCUCUGACCAAGACAUCGUUCAUCUCAUCGACAAUCAAUUCCAAACACUGAACAAAGUUAUCACUGCAACCACCAAACAAGCAAGACAACAACACAAUCAUUAUAUAGACAACGCGCCAUUCUACAGGAAUUUGAAAUUCGUUCUCUGCACACUCCAUGGCAAUGUUGAGAAUCCCGACUUUACCAAAGCCGACGUAAUUUGGCAAGACGGUAUUAAGAUAGAGGGAUUCGACAUCAGUCAAUGUAUUAUAACGGUAUUCCCACCGUUGAUCAUCGAAAACCUGAUUCCAUGUCCAAUCGGUAUCUCUUCACCCGAGAACAAUAUCUCGAUUCAACUGGCACCACAAGAACAACACCCGAUCUACUGUCAAGAUCCAAGAUUGAGUACGGAACUGGUAUUGUCGGGAGUACCUGGUUAUCCUGCCACCAGCUAUAUGUUUAUCGAUUGUACCAAAGGUGAUACUCCACUGGUGAAAGAUCGUAUCAGACUGUCCGAUCCCAACAAACUGAUGAAAUCUCUCAACAUCAUGAUUACAAGUCGCGAGCAACAACCUGGCUCGACCGGUGUCUUCAAGCUGGCGCUCUAUUCGCUCUACUGGAUUUUAAAUCAGACGUCGCUACCUAUGAUUUUCAAGAAGCCAAAGAUGAUCGCUAUCAACGAAUCGAAAGUUCCACAAAUGAUAACUACAGCCACAUCGAACAUUGCUCGUGCCAGUGGAUCAACAAGUAGACGUGAUUGUUUCAUUGAUACAAUGAUUCUUUAUCAUUCGAAGAAGUUGAUGAUAAAACUGCCAACUUCAACAUGGUCAUCUGGAUUCUCAUUGGAAGCGGUCGGAAGCAACGGUGCCAUCUAUUGUGAAGCCGAUGAGAAUAUCGAUACAACCUAUCCGAACCAAGAGUUUAACUUCCGUGCUAGCAUUUCACUUGGAAAGGGAAAGUUGCAACGUACAAAGAUGGUUACGAUCGACUAUCAAUAUAUUCUGGUGAACAGAACGCCAUUCUCUAUUGUUGUGCGACAAGUCAAUGCUCAACCGAAUGAACAUCUCCAAAUUGAACCUGGCAAGAGUGUACCUUUCCAUUGGCUCAACAAAUAUGAUAUACGUUACAUCGAAAUGAAGUUGGAUGACGAUCGUUACUCUUGGUCUGGAUCGUUCUCAAUUAGCGAUCUGACCACUCUCACUGUAAAGAAUCGUAAUUGGACGAAUUCACUUGCACCGUACUUGGCAAGAGUCGACGUCAGAGACAGCGGAACGCAUUGCUCAAUCAACUUUUUACCGGAGGACACUGGACAUCCACCCUUUAGAAUUGAGAAUAACACACCGAUUUCACUUCAAUAUGUUCAAGUUGGAUGUAGUACCUACGAUUCAUUGCCUGCAUACUCCUCCACUGACUACACCUGGGAUGAACUAAUGGGAACUAGAAUCCUUCAGAUUGAAGUCGAUGGCAUUGCUCUUAAAUGUAAUAUUCUCAAGAUAAAAUCGUUCAAACCAAUCAAAGUCGGUAUCAAUACACUUCAUGCUUUCAUGAGAGUCGACGGUCCGACCAGAGUACUGUGUCUGUCCUACGAGAAACAGUCUUACCAAUCGUCGGCAGACGACGCUCCCGAAGUAGCGAAACUUGAUCUUCACCUUCAUCUCCCGAGCAUUGGUUUAUCGUUGGUCGACUCUGUUCCAAAGGAACUGUUGUAUCUCUCAAUGAAUGAAAUCACCCUGUUCUUCUCGAAAUCCAAUAUUUACUCACGAUUCGAGCUAGUUCUUCAGACACUCCAAAUCGAUAACCAAUUGACGCACACUGACUACCCUGUGCUAUUCUACCCGACCGCUCUGGAGAAAGAUCUCUCUGCCGGUGGAAGUGGAAUCGAAGAAGAAGUUAAACCAUUCAUGCACUUUAGUUUUAUCAAGAAUGAAGAGAACAAAGAGUUGAUGUAUUUCGAAUUGGUAUCAAUGUUGAUUCAAGAAGCCAAUAUUAUGUUGGAAGACAGUAUUCUAUCGGCAGUCAUUGAGAUGGUAAACAAAUUACUUGAUACCAGGAAGCGUGCCAAUAGAAUCAAACAGAAACUAUUGGCAGCAGCCAACAAUCAAGUGAAUCUCAGUGAAUCCGCUAUCUUAAUUUCACCAGAUAGCAAUGGCGCUCAAUUAUUAAACAAUAGUAAUAAUAAUAACAACAGUAACAGUAAUAAUAAUACAAAACUAAAUCAAACGAUGGCUAUAAAACAGAGUAUAAAUAGCAUUGGAAAGAAAGUCAGAAAAGUUAAAAUGGUCUAUAUCAAACUACUGUUACUUCAUCCAAUUAAAUUGAUUCUCUCAUUCUCAUUUGUACGUGAUGGUCUGGUAGAGCAAUCGACAGAUAUGGUUGGUGUUCUACUCGAAGUGCUCGGUGUCAGCUUUGGCUUGGAAAGAACACCUAUCUGCUUGAACUCUCUGAUUUUGGAACAUCCUUUCCUCAGUAACCGUUCACUUACCAAUCGUAUAAAGAAACACUACACCAUGCAGACACUCAAUCAGUUGUACAAAGUAAUUGGUUCGUCCGACAACAUCGGUAAUCCCGUCGGUCUAUUCAAUCACUUGAGCACAGGUGUCAAAGACUUCUUCUAUGAACCAGCACUUGGAUUGGUUCGUAGUCCACGUGACUUUGGUAGAGGCUUGGCAAAAGGAUCGUUAUCAUUGCUCAAAAACUCUGUCUAUGGAUUGUUCAAUACGCUAUCUAAACUAUCUGGUGCCAUGGGCAAAGGUGUCUCUGUUCUAUCGUUCGACGAGCAAUAUCUCAGACAACGUCAACGUGUCCACCAAAAGAAAGCAAGACAUGUCGGUGAAGGAAUUGCUUUUGGAUUGAAAGGACUUGGCAGAGGUCUUAUGGAAGGUGUCGCUGGAAUAGUCAAACAACCGGUGGAAGGUGCAAUGAAAGACGGUGUCGAAGGAUUUGCAAAAGGAAUGGUACGUGGAGUGGUUGGAGCUGGCGUCAAACCAGUGGUUGGUGUAUUCGACCUCGCAGCUAGAACCACAGAAGGUAUAAGAAACACCACUAACCUCUUCAAAGAUAUUCAACGUGCAAGACCACCAAGGUGUUUUGGAAAUGACGAUCUGCUGACGAAUUACUCCCAUGAACUAUCAGAGGGUAGAUUUAUUCUAAUGAAAUCAUUUAAAGGUACAUUCAAAGAUGAUCUCUAUAUUAUGCAUUUCCGUCAUGGCAAAUACAUCAGUGUCAUCACCAAUAACCGUUUGAUUUAUGUGAAAGCGAAUCGAUACAGUUUCAAGUGGGCUGCCGAAUUUAGGAACAUAAAGAAUGUCGAGAUGGUAGCAGAUGUAGAAUUGCUAUCAUCACAGGGAAAAAUGUAUGAAAGAUUAACACAAACAGCCGCAAAUGAAUAUUGUAAAUAUAUUUUAGAUUUAAAUACCAAAAGCUAUGGUUAUUUAGCACAUAUAAAUACAAAUGAAGAAUUAAAUUCUUUAAGAGAUAUUUUACCUUGUACACAAACUUGGGUUUCUGGACGUGCCAGUGAACUUAAUAAUUAUUAUUACAGUAGUGAAAGUUUAGACCAUUCUUCUGUUUUUGGUUUGAAAAUUGUAAAUACUUUAAAUGACAUACAAUUAGUUGGUGGAUAUAUGAACGAAACCCAGGGUUUCAUAUGUGAAUGGGGUCACCAAACUACCAAUCCCAAAGUUGUGCAAUUUUCAUCCAAUUCUCUUAUUAUCAGGAGUAGCGAGAUAGAAACAAUAUUUCUCAAAGGUCUAUCAUCAUCAGAAAAUUACAAUUGCAUUAGUGUAGCCUCUUUUCCAGAUGGAACAACAAUUUGUCAUCAUGAAGCACCAAUUGGAUUUUAUGAAUUCAGAAUCAUAAAGAGUCAAGCCUUGGUAGAGCUAGCAACCUCAAAACAAUUAUACUAUUACUACACUCCUUAUGAUCCCGAAAUCUAUUGGAUCCUAAAUGACCCUUCAAUUCGGGGUGAUAAUAUUACUAUUUAUGCACCAUAUAUCUUCAAUUAUAUUGAUCAUAGACCAGUAUUCAAUUUAAAUGAAGCUCGUAUCAAUGGUUGUAUAGAAAUGUCAGACGAUGAAGCUGUUUGUUUUGUUCCGCCUGGUACUGGUUAUUUAAACUUGACAGUUGCUUUUCCUGAUCUGAACACAACUACUCCUUAUUAUUAUUUUUCAUACAAAGAACCAAGAAUAAGAAAUUCAACAACAGUUAAACAAAAUGUUGGAGGUAUUAUAACUAUAAUGGGCUCAAAUUUUGCUAAUGUAAGCUUGUAUGUUAGUGUCGGAGAAAAAUCAUGUCCAGUUACAUAUGUCAGCUAUAACCAAAUUAGAUGCAAUUUUUCAGGAAAUUAUAAUGACUAUGGCGAAGGAAUACCAGUUUGGGUGAAAGUUGAUGGUAUUUAUAGUUAUGAUUAUUAUUUUUACUAUCAAGAUGAAUCAUCCCAUUCUGUAGCUUCCUCAGAAUCAUCAGAAGCUAUGGAGUGUCCAAACUGUUUAAAUGGUGGUACUUGUGAUUAUAUAAACUAUAUCUGUAUCUGUCAGAAUGGUUGGACUGGUGCAUCGUGUGACGUAAAGGUUACCAACAAUAAUCUACCUCCUCCAAUUGUAGAUUCAUCCGGUACCACAGUCUUCAUUGCCAAUGGAAAUAACUAUACGAUUUCUAUUUCUACUUUGCGUGAGAGAGAUCCACUGGAUAACAUUGUCAAGACUCUCAAUAUGACGAACAUCAUAUGGAAGUUUGUGAGUAAUGACAGCAAUGGAUUCUAUAAAUUCUCUGGUACAUUUUUAAAUGAAUCUGUAAUCGUUGAUCUCAUGCUACACUACUAUGAAAAUCAAACAAUCAUCAAUUUUGCCGGAGAGAACAUCACAAUGCCAAAGAAUUCAAUGAAAUAUAUGAUCUCAAUCAACAAUUGGCCUUUCAGGAAUCAAUUGGAUACUCUAGAUGUUAUCUUCUCUUCGAUCACUUCAAAUCAAACAGCUUCAUCCGAUCCAUGCAAAGAAAACGAACAGACUACAGUAAAAGAAACCAUAGGAGAUUCAUUAAAGUGGUAUGAAGUCGAUAAUGGAUUAUCUAUUUUAAGUGCAAAGUUUGCACAAAAUAUGUUUGUCGACGGUCGUAUUAUAAAGAGUAAUGUUUAUCCUCUGAAGAAAACCGAUGAACUUUACCAAUCUCUUUCCAAAAACGAAUUCAAAUAUAUGGUAGCAGUUUCUGUUCCGGCAUUCUUUGACGCUUGUACAAUAGAUCCAAAUUUCAGCUCACUUAUAAGACCAACCACAACCAGUGGAAAUUGUAACGGAAACAGUCAAUUGGAGCAAUGGAAAUUGAUCGUAAUUAUCUCUGUUUGUUGUGCAGGUGGAGUGUUUUUGAUUGGUGGUGUUGCAUUCUUUAUCAUUUCAAAAAUCAAAAAGAGAAAGAUGAAGUCAAUAAUGAAUCAAAGAGUUUCCGAACUUGCAGGUUAUAAUAAAUAA